CAGCAGAGACCCACAGGGAAGAAAUCUCACUGCUGCUCUGACUGUGGGAAAAGAUUCAACUCUUCAGUAAAACUUAAAAUACAUCAAAGAAUUCACACUGGAGAGAAACCAUAUAGCUGUAUUCAAUGUGGGAAGGGUUUUUCUACAUCUCGCUAUCUAACUAUACACCAGAGAACACACACAGGAGAGAAACCAUACAGCUGUAAUCAAUGUGGGAAGAGUUUUAUUCGGCAACAAACCCUGAAAUCACACCAGAGAAUACACACUGGAGAGAAACCUUAUAGCUGUAGUCAAUGUGGAAAGAGUUUUUCUACAUCUAGCUAUGUAACUAUUCACCAGAGAACACACACAGGAGAGAAACCUUAUAGCUGUAAUCAAUGUGGGAAGAGUUUUACUUGGCCAGACAGCCUGAUAGUACACCAGAGAACACACACAGGAGCGAAUUCUUAUAGCUGUAGUCAAUGUGGGAAGAGUUUUACUCGGCCAGACAGCCUGAUAGUACACCAGAGAACACACACAGGAGAGAAAUCUUAUAGCUGUAGUCAAUGUGGGAAGAGUUUUACUCGGCCAUACAACCUGAUAGUACAUCAGAGAACACACACAGGAGAGAAACCUUAUAGCUGUGAUCAAUGUGGGAAGAGUUUUACUACAUCUAGCCAGCUGACUUUGCACCAGAGAACACACACAGGAGAGAAAUUGUAUAGCUGUAAUCAAUGUGGGAAGAGUUUUACUAGAUCUAGCUAUCUAACUGUACACCAGAGAACACACACAGGAACGAAUCCUUGCUGUGAUCAAUGUGGGAAGAGAUACUCUGAUAAAAGAUCUCUGAUCAAACAUCAGAAAAUACAUACAUGAAGGAGUUGUUUCCUGACAUCAAUGAAAUGAUGUCACAAUGUAGAAUGUUUAAACAUUGUAGCAGCAUUAUUUUAGUGAUGUCAGAAUGUAGAACCCUAAACGUUUGCCCCCUGUUCUGUUGAUAUUAGCCUCUGGGGAAAGAUCCAGGCUCUGAAUUGAAUUUAAUGAAAAGUGACUAACAAAAGAAGAAUUGUGUUACACUUACCACGUUGGUGACCCACUUGAAUCAAAAUGCAACACCUCAAAAUGUAGCUAGCUGUUUUCUACAGAUUGUCCUCUAACCAGUGAUGUACACAUUAUUCCCAGAUUCCGUGUGGUCUUUGAGCUGUACAGUCGUGGCCAAAAGUUUUG
Salmo salar (Atlantic salmon) is the source of this 1206-nucleotide messenger RNA. The record is from RefSeq and is a predicted model, not a curated record. Lineage: Eukaryota; Metazoa; Chordata; Actinopteri; Salmoniformes; Salmonidae.